AUGGACGGACCCGAUCUGUCGGGUUUACGACCACAGGUGGCCUUGUCUUCCGGCCAUCCUCCUCCUACUGCUGACUCCUCUUCUCACCACCCCCCGGCCAAGAAGAAGUCAAGGAGGGGCGGGGACCCGUCCAGUCAAAAACGCCGAUGCGUGAGCACUGCAUGCAUAGCCUGUCGUCGCAGGAAAUCGAAAUGCGAUGGCGCACUACCCAGUUGCGCCGCCUGCGCAAGUGUAUACGGUACCGAGUGUGUCUACGACCCUAACUCGGAUCACCGCCGAAAAGGAGUUUAUAGAGAGAAGAUCGACAGCAUGAAGGCGCGGAAUUCCACUCUCCAGAUCUUAAUCGAAGCCAUCCUUAAUGCAGACGAAGAUGAUGUCCUAGAAGUAGUCAAAAGAAUACGGACCUGCGAUAGUUUAGACGCCGUAGCCGAGUCGAUACUCAAACAGGAAGAGUUCGGCAGUGUAGGAAUUGAUGAAGAAGAUCAGAUAGAGACCGAUUAUACCACGGAUAUGCCCAUCGAGGGUGAGAGGGACCUUGCCCGGAAGAUGGGGGAGCUACGGCUGGAGAACGGCUCGACGCGUUUCAUCGGUGGUACGUCCCACCUAAUACAUUGGGAUAUACAUGGGGCGCCUAAUCCGGAAUACGAGUCUCGAAAUACUGUUGGUGCAGCUGAUAUAGAUCCUAUCACGAGUUGGUCUGAUGUAACCAAGGAUCCAGAAGUUGUUAGGCAUCUUCUCGAUAUGUACUUCAACUGGCAUUAUCCGUACUUUACUACGCUAUCGCGGACUCUGUUCUAUCGCGAUUUUUUAAGGGGGAGAUCUAAUAUCUUACCGAAUAAGGUUGCAUAUUGCUCGCCUUUAUUAGUAAAUGCGAUGCUUGCUCUGGGAUGUCAUUUUACCGACGCUGCCUGCGCCUUUGGCACGAAUGGAGAUAGCUGGACCAAAGGAGAUCACUUCUUCGCCGAGGCUAAGAGGUUGAUUGUUGACAACGACGAGUAUGAGAAACCUCGGUUAACGACGGUUCAGGCUUUGGCUCUUAUGUCCGUCCGAGAGGCGGGCUGUGGUCGAGAAGCUAAGGGCUGGGUCUAUAGCGGGAUGAGUUUCAGAAUGGCGCAGGAUCUAGGGCUCAACCUGGAUAUUGGCGGCAUCAAGAGCGAUAACGAGAAUCUAGACGAGCAGGAGAUAGACGCCCGGAGAGUUACAUUCUGGGGCUGCUUCUUAUUCGAUAAGUGCUGGUCGAAUUACUUAGGACGACUUCCACAACUACCAAAGAAUUCCUAUAGCGUUCCCAAAUACGACGUUUUCCCGGAUGAGGAUGCGGAACCCUGGUGUCCCUAUACCGACUCUGGUUUCGACGAGUCGGUUAAGCAGCCGUCGCGAACUCGCACGAUCGGCCUGCAGUUAUCUAAAUUAUGUGAAAUAAGUAGCGACCUUCUCUUAUUCUUCUAUCAUCCGAAUCAUAUAGGACGGUCGAGCGGGAAGUCAGUCGAGCUGAAAAAACUAAGCGAACUGCAUCGUCGUCUUGAGGAUUGGCGAAAAGAAUUGCCUAAGGAACUCGAACCUAAGGAGGGCCAAUUGCCCAAUGUCAUUUUGAUGCACAUGUUCUUCCAUCUUCAAUAUAUCCACCUCUUCCGUCCUUUUCUCAAAUAUUCACCAGCUACGUCUCCCUUACCACCCCAUGUAUCUCCCCGGAGAAUAUGUACCGCGAAUGCGGGUGCUAUCUCCAAGUUGAUGAGACUAUAUAAAAAACUGUACAACUUACGCCAAAUCUGUAAUAUUGCGGUAUAUAUGUUACAUUCCGCUUGUACUAUCCACAUACUCAAUCUCCCUGAGAAGACCGCGAGGCGGGAUAUUAUUCACGGUGUGAAACAUCUUGAAGAGAUUGCAGAAGAUUGGCUCUGCGGGCGACGAACUCUUAGCAUAAUCAGUGUUCUCGCUCGUAAGUGGAACGUCGAGCUACCUGAAGAAGCUUCUCACGUUUUACAGCGUACGGACGAAAGAUGGGGCACAUUCAAGACGUCCGAUGUACCUUCACCUCGUUCACACAUGACCAUAUCUCCAUCACCACCAGCUGUCGCGAUGUCGCCACCGGGGAAAGUUGACCAUAGUCCUGCAAAUCACAAUACCCCUCCAACUUCAGUUCCAUCGCCAGUAGCUGCGCCGGCAUCAAAUGUCCCACCCGAGAUAAUGCAAAACUUGAAUUCAUCAUCAUCUAACUUCCAACCCGAUUCGCAAAUGCCCCAACCUAUGCUAGACAGCGUGGUUAUCAUGGGCAAUUCCGUACCUUUAGACACAGAUGGGCUAGGUAAUCCUGAAUGGCGUCAGCCUCCAGCCGCGCAGAAUGUUCUCAAUUAUCCACAAAAUUUCCCACCAGUUCAGAAUGGCACGAGCUCUAAUCAAGCGCCUCAAAACCCAAGGCGAAACCAGGUUCCGAAUUCCAUGUACGCCGUUGAUGGACAAGACUGGUACCUCAAGGAUGGCGUAAACUGGCAGUCCGGGUUCGAUACUUGGAAUAUGGGAAAUGGGUCAUCCGGCUCGACGAGUAUAUCGGACCCAUCCAUAUUCAUAUUCUCAUCGAAUCCACCUGCCAAUAACGCCGGGCGUUCUCUCGCUCCGAUGGAUUUCAACUUUGAGGGCCUUAAUAACUUAUCUUCAUCCAUGGAUGGAUGGGAUCUUCCGAAUCUGGAGUGA
This is a messenger RNA of Daldinia caldariorum, 2691 nucleotides long. Its product is annotated as fungal-specific transcription factor domain-containing protein. The transcript has 3 exons. Gene Ontology annotation, biological process: regulation of DNA-templated transcription; DNA-templated transcription. NCBI's taxonomy places the organism in Eukaryota, Fungi, Ascomycota, Sordariomycetes, Xylariales, Hypoxylaceae. The record is from RefSeq and is a predicted model, not a curated record. Bases 1 to 2691 code for a protein of 896 amino acids. Gene Ontology annotation, molecular function: zinc ion binding; DNA-binding transcription factor activity, RNA polymerase II-specific; DNA binding.